Molecule: messenger RNA, 858 nt
Organism: Talaromyces rugulosus
Lineage: Eukaryota; Fungi; Ascomycota; Eurotiomycetes; Eurotiales; Trichocomaceae
Exons: 3
Coding region: 1-858 (285 amino acids)
Biological process (GO): maturation of 5.8S rRNA; regulation of gene expression
Cellular component (GO): exosome (RNase complex); nucleolus
Molecular function (GO): DNA binding; RNA binding
Source: RefSeq, a predicted model, not a curated record
AUGGAUGUCGUCGAUCUACAACCAGCUGUUGAGCGGCUCGAGGAGAAUAUCGACGCUUUAGAAGAAACGCUACAGAAACUCCUGGGAUCGUCAUUAGAAGAAACCUCGCGAAAGCUACCUUUGCUCGACCGCGCAAAACUGCAUGUUCUGGUUACUUAUACGCUGGAAUCACUUUUGCAUUCCUACUUGCGACUGCACGGCGUCGAUGCAAAAGACCACCCCAUCAACACAGAAUUAACUCGCCUGAAACAAUAUUUCGCAAAGAUCGAAAACCUCGAAAAACAGCCCGAGAAGCGCACAAUGGCAUUAGAUCAGGGAGCCGCUCGGCGAUUUAUUUCUCGCGGUCUUGCUGGCAAUGACAAAUUCGACAUUGCGCGCGCCGAGAAACAGGCCAAAGAAAAAGCGCGUGCGCAGCUCAAAGCAGCACUGAUGGCUCAGAAGAAACAGAGCAAGCCUGAAUCACUAGCUCUAGCGGUAGCAACCUCGCAAGAAUCAUCAAAUGAUACGCCGCAGUCCACGAGUCGUCCGCAACCCGACUCGGAUUCGGAUUCAAGCUCUGACUCUGAAUCAGAAGACGAAACCAAAGAAAUUGCAAAAGACGACGCGGCAAAGGAGUUCAAAGACUCCACCGAAUACAUCGAGCUGGCUACAGAUGAACCCACGGGGCGAGAGACGGCCAAAACAAAAGCCAAAAAUAGAAAGGAAGAAUUCAUGUCCAAAAAGGCGGAAAAAAGGGCCAAGAGAGAGGGCAACCAAAUCAAGAACGAAAAGCAACGCGAUGUUCGCAAAGAGCAGCGUCUGAAAAAGAAGGCCAUGAAGAGGGACAAGAGAGCCAAAGAGAAGGGCAAAGCCAAGUGA